Molecule: messenger RNA, 956 nt
Organism: Nilaparvata lugens (brown planthopper)
Lineage: Eukaryota; Metazoa; Arthropoda; Insecta; Hemiptera; Delphacidae
Gene: SdhD
Product: succinate dehydrogenase [ubiquinone] cytochrome b small subunit, mitochondrial
Exons: 4
Coding region: 254-808 (184 amino acids)
Biological process (GO): mitochondrial electron transport, succinate to ubiquinone; tricarboxylic acid cycle
Cellular component (GO): membrane; mitochondrial envelope
Molecular function (GO): ubiquinone binding; heme binding
Source: RefSeq, a predicted model, not a curated record
UUGGACAAAAUGAAUGUCAUCCCACACUGCCACCUAGACAGGUCACAUAACAGGUGAUCCAGGUAGAAGCUUGAAAAAGUAGCAUUGGCAAAUAUUUGGAGUCUGCACUCCAACCUUCGACUGUUCUCAAUCCUAAAACACUGUGUAUGUACAGUAGUAUAAAUAGAAUCCAUUGGUCUCUUGGCUAUUUCUUGAAAUUAUUGUACUUAUUGGUUGUGUGAAAAGAAGAAACCUGUUCUAGUAAAAAUUUGGCAUGGCUCUAUCAUUUUUGCUUCGGAAUCAAAUGUCAUCCAAAGGAUGCAUUUUCAAAGUGUCGGACUUGGUCAGCAAGCAGGCUUUGAAAACAUGCAGUUUUGGGACUUUACAUCAACAUACAGCUGUGACCAAGAAAAAUGAACAAGUUAGCUUGCUACAUAAUGUAAAGGUGUCGGAUUUGUGUAGCAGCCAAAUGCGACCAUUCUCGACGAGCAACCGAUUGUUUUCGGGCAAGGACAGCGAUCACUCGGCACUGUGGGGCGCCGAAAGGGUGGCUUCCGCAGCACUCCUGGGGCUCAUUCCGGCCAUAUUCUUUGUGCCGUCCCAAACGCUCGAAACUCUGACGGCCGUCAUCACGGUUAUGCAUUGUCAUUGGGGCUUGGAAGCCAUCUUUGUCGACUACAUUAGAGAAAAGUUGUUCGGCCCAGUGUGGCCCAAGGUGAGCAUAGUCUUCUGUUACCUGCUGUCGAUAUUCAUGUUGGCCGGCCUUCUCAAUAUCAUCUUCAACGACACAGGACUCGCCAACACACUCAGACUAUUCUGGAAGUUGUAAACUGUAACUUAUUGCUGUAGAGUUAGUUCUGAUCUGAGUUCACAACGUUUUUUCAUUAACUGGCUGCAAGCUAUCAUAUAUUUCAUUACGAUAUUCUGCCAUAAGUAUUAUGUUAUUGUAAAUAAAGUGGAUAUGGAGUAACUGUCAA